This is a messenger RNA of Nicotiana tabacum (common tobacco), 1350 nucleotides long. Its product is annotated as growth-regulating factor 3-like. Lineage: Eukaryota; Viridiplantae; Streptophyta; Magnoliopsida; Solanales; Solanaceae. The record is from RefSeq and is a predicted model, not a curated record. Gene Ontology annotation, cellular component: nucleus. Gene Ontology annotation, biological process: DNA-templated transcription; developmental process; regulation of DNA-templated transcription. Gene Ontology annotation, molecular function: ATP binding.
UCCCUCACAUUAAUAUGCAUCUUAUCUUCAUACCACUAAUAAAACCAUAACAAUAAAAGCCAAAACAAAAAAAUCCCAUCUCUCUCUCUCUCUCUCUCUCUCUCUAUGGACUUCAAUCUGAAGCAAUGGAGAAACAAGCAACAUGAGUCAGAAGAAGAAGAAACACCAACUUCUUCUGCAAAAAUACCAAGAGACUUCGACUCUGUUUCUGAUUCUGCUCUUCCAUUGUUUGUAUCUCAACCAACUACUAAAUUGUCAGAUUCAACAACCACUACUCCUACCAAAUUUCCCAGGAUGGAGAGUAGUUACUUCAGUUUGGGCCAGUGGCAGGAGCUUGAACUACAGGCUUUGAUAUAUAGACAUUUUAUAGCGGGUGCACCUGUUCCUCCUGAACUCCUACAUCUUGUUAAGAAAAGCAUUAUCACUUCUCCUUCUUCAUAUUAUUUCUCUCAUCCCUUUCAACACUAUCCUCAUUACCAGCAAGCCUUGAUGCAAUCGGGAAGAGCAGCAAUGGAUCCAGAACCAGGGAGGUGUCGUAGAACAGAUGGGAAGAAAUGGAGGUGUUCAAGGGAUGUAGUGGCUGGCCAGAAAUACUGCGAGCGCCACGUUCAUCGUGGCCGCAGCCGUUCAAGAAAGCCUGUGGAAAUUCCCACACCUGCCAUUAAUGGUGGUAAACUCAACACUAGUACUAAUGUUUCUCAUCAAAACUUGCCAGGCCAUUCUGCUGCUACGUCUACUCCUCAUUUUUCUCUAUCUCUACCUUCACCUUCCAUUCAUACUCUUCAUCUCAAUCAAAGGCCAACUGAGUCCAAAAAGGGUCCACUAGAAGCCCAAAAAGAUGUAUCUGCUGAUGGUAAAUCUAGUGGCCAAAUCCUACGCCAAUUUUUUGAUGAUUGGCCUAGCCAACUUCAAGAAGUUGACAAUGUUGGAAGCAACUCAAGCUCAGUAGCUUCUGCUACCAGCCUUUCCAUUUCAAUGCCCGGAAACCCAUCGUCCGACUUCUCGUUGAAGCUCUCGACCGGGAACGGCUAUGAAUCCAGCCCUCAAGUCAGUAAUGUUGAACGAUCUACAUGGCGAACAUCAAUGGGUGGUGGGCCACUAGCCGAGGCCUUAAGGUCAUCGACGACUAACUCGUCCCCAACCAGCGUUUUGCAUCAGUUGUCACGAGGUAGCACGUCGGAGGCCAGCUAUAUUAGCACUUGAUAUUGCUAGUGUCGUGUUGAUUUUUCAUGACAAAGGACGUGUUUUUUUGGACUUUGUUGGUUUUUUGUUUCCUUGCUUGUGCUGUUGUUUAUUGUUCAUUUGCAUUUGAGUAUUCACUAACUAUCAGCUGUACAAAUUCUCAAGGAA